UCUUUCCUCUCUCGGCGUUUCGAGGUCCAAAGCCACCUCUUCUCACCUUGGUCCUCGAGGGCCGCGAGCUCCGUGAUCCGAGUUCCCUCCCGUUCCAGAUACAAUCAUCGUGCUUUCCUCCGCUUGCCAUCGGUUCCGGUCUUCCGAGAGAGAGAUUUCGAGGACGAUCUCGCUUCAUAUUGCUUCGGUGUCGGGUUAAGCCAGGAUCCCGCCGAGUCGAAGCGAUCUGAGGUUUCUCCAGCUUCUCAGCUUCCAAUAUAGGAUUUCUUGGAUUUAUUUGACAACUCGUUGGAGGGAUUCGAGGUUUGGUUGCUAGAAUGUGCAGAUGGAGAAGGGUAGGGAGGGCGACGAUCGGAUUGGAAGGCUUAGGGUUUGUUGCCCGUGAUUUUUAAACCAAGGAUUUGAUUUUUGGAUUCUUUGGUCAAGAAAGCUUGGGGAUCCAGGGUUUCCGGUUUUCUUUUUGUUGGUUGUUUCUGUUCUCGUUUUAUGCGCGAGGAAGGAUUUGGUUGGAAUGGAUACGGAUAUGGUGAGGGACAUGGCAUCACUUGACCCGGAGCUGCUGCAGCUUCCGGAGGUAUCUCAAUUAGCUCUGAAGGAGAAACCUAAAAUAGCUGAAGACCUGUAUUGCCAGUGGCUCUCAUUGCCAGAAACGAGGAAAUUGGUUAAGUCAUUGAUUGAAGAUGCAAAAGCAGGUUCACCUUUGAAUGUUGCUGGCAGCUCUGGUACUGCAAUUGCUGCUGCUAACAAUUCACUGCCUUCCAUGUUUCCUGCUGGCAGUGUGCCUCCUCUCUCACCUAGGAGCACAUCUGGAUCUCCUCGUUUUAUGAAGCGUAGUAGUUCAGCAGCUGGACCUUCACCUUUUGGUUCUCCACUAAAAUUAGUUAAUGAACCUGUCAAAGAAGUUAUACCUCAGUUCUACUUCCAAUAUGGGCGUCCUCCUCCAAGAGAACUGAAGGAACAAUGCUUAUCUAGAAUUGAUCAUCUUUUCUUUGGCAACAUGGACGGACUACAAAUACAAGAAUUCAAAACCCUGACAAAGGAAAUCUGCAAGUUACCAUCAUUUCUUUCCAGUUCUCUUUUCAGAAAAAUUGAUGUUGAGUGCACUGGAAUGGUAACAAGGGAUUCAUUCGUCGAAUAUUGGAUUAACAGUAACAUGAUGAUAAAGGAUAUAGCUACACAAAUAUUUACCAUUUUGAAGCAACCGGACCACAAGUACCUUACUCAGGAGGACUUUAAACCAGUCCUGCGAGAACUUUUGGCAACCCAUCCAGGUUUGGAGUUCCUACAGGGAACCCCUGAGUUCCAGGAUAGAUAUGCUGAAACUGUCAUAUACAGAAUCUUUUACCAUGUGAAUAGAUCUGGAAAUGGUCAACUUACCCUCAGAGAGUUGAAACAUGGAAACUUAAUUGCUGCGAUGCAGCAUGCUGACGAAGAGGAGGAUAUUAACAAAGUCUUGAGAUACUUUUCAUACGAGCACUUCUAUGUGAUCUAUUGUAAGUUCUGGGAACUUGAUACAGAUCAUGACUUCUUGAUUGAUAAAGAGAACCUUAUCAGAUAUGGAAACCAUGCACUGACCUACAGAAUUGUUGAAAGGAUCUUUUCACAGGUUCCCAGGAAAUUUAAAAGCAAUGCUGAUGGCAAAAUGGGCUACGAAGACUUUGUGUAUUUUAUACUAGCAGAGGAGGAUAAGUCUGCUGAGCCUAGUCUUGAGUAUUGGUUCAAGUGUAUAGAUUUGGAUGGGAAUGGAAUUUUAACUGCCAAUGAGAUGCAAUUUUUCUAUGAGGAGCAGUUGCAUCGUAUGGAAUGUAUGGCGCAAGAACCUGUGCUCUUUGAGGACAUUUUGUGCCAGAUGAUUGAUAUGAUUGGAUCUGAGAAUGAGAGCUACUUUACAUUGCGUGACUUAAAAGGCUGCAAACUUUCAGGAAAUGUUUUUAAUAUCCUUUUUAAUCUCAACAAAUUCAUGGCAUUUGAAACUCGUGAUCCAUUUCUCAUUCGGCAGGAAAGGGAAAACCCAACUUUGACUGAGUGGGACCGUUUCGCACAUAGAGAAUAUAUUAGAUUGAGCAUGGAGGAAGAUGGUGAAGAUGCCUCCAAUGGAAGUGGAGACAUCUGGGAUGAAUCACUUGAGGCUCCUUUUUGAAGAUAAUUCAUGGCACCUGAUCAAAAGAUUUGGUUUCUGGAAGCUUCCCAGAAGCUGCCCAAGGAGCAGCUACAUAGCUUGCAUCAGAUAUUCCUUUGGCAGAAAUUGGUAGGAGUGCCUGCCUUGGUUCUAUAAUUUCAACAGAAAGGUUUAGUUCCAUGUGUAUGUUUCGAUGAUGUGCAAAGUUUUGCUCUCAAGGCAUGUGAAAGCUAGGUAGCUUUCUGGAGUGAGUGGCUCGAUCUGGUAGUGCCAAGCAAGAAGGCAAGACUUUUUGUUUGUUGUCAACAAGAGAGCUCUCUCUC
Musa acuminata subsp. malaccensis (wild Malaysian banana) is the source of this 2442-nucleotide messenger RNA. Its product is annotated as serine/threonine protein phosphatase 2A regulatory subunit B''beta. Gene Ontology annotation, cellular component: protein phosphatase type 2A complex. Lineage: Eukaryota; Viridiplantae; Streptophyta; Magnoliopsida; Zingiberales; Musaceae. Gene Ontology annotation, molecular function: calcium ion binding; protein phosphatase regulator activity. The record is from RefSeq and is a predicted model, not a curated record. Gene Ontology annotation, biological process: protein dephosphorylation.